Messenger RNA from Pleurotus ostreatus (oyster mushroom), 2820 nucleotides. RefSeq lists its product as uncharacterized. Lineage: Eukaryota; Fungi; Basidiomycota; Agaricomycetes; Agaricales; Pleurotaceae. Bases 1 to 2820 code for a protein of 939 amino acids. The record is from RefSeq and is a predicted model, not a curated record. The transcript is spliced from 9 exons.
AUGGUCUCUGUUCUCAAUUGCCCUAUUUCUGCCUGUACGCGCACCUUCUCAAACCAAGCCGGGCUCACGCAGCACGUUAAUGCUUACCACCAUCAACAUCCUGACUCAGAGCCUGACUCAAGUGACGGCGAUGAAGAGUCCACGCAAACAUGGUCGCAUCCCUUCCUCACAGCACAGCCAUGUGAUGAGCUUGGGAAUUACCUCCCUCCGCACACUCCGCCUCCACCGUUUGAACCUUUGGACGCAACACCAUCAAAUCCAUGGAACCCAUUCCCUGACCGCCUUGCUUUUCAAUGGGCAGACUUCUAUUUCAGUGAUUUACAAGCCUCGGAGCGUCGCAUCAACAAAGGGCUUGAACUAUGGGCUGCAGAGGUGGAGAAAUCAAAUUCGGAAUCUCCGUGGAAGAACGCAGAUGAUCUAUUUUCUACCAUUGAUGCUAUCCAGGAAGGUGCCAACCCAUGGGUUUCAGUUCCUUUCCAUUAUCACGGCACUUUGCCGCCGAACCCACCAAAGUGGAUGACAGACACAUACGAACUGUGCAUGCGCAACAUCCUUUCUGUCCUCUGUGAGCAAAUCUCAUGUACAAGCUUCAAUGGACAUUAUGAUUAUGUUCCAUAUCGACAAUUCAAUUGCUCUGGUGAUCGGGUGUGGACAAAUUUGAUGUCUGGUGAAUGGGCGGCAAAACAAGCCGAUAUAAUCUCGCGUGAUGACUCUACGCACGGUGCAAUGUUUGUUGGUGUUGUAGCUGGCAGUGACAAGACUGUCGCAUCCGUUGCAACUGGACAUCAAGAGUUUCACCCUGUUUACAUUGGACCAGGAAACAUCGAUAACUCAGCACGUCGUGCGCACGGAAAUGGAAUGCUACCCUGUGCAAUCCUUCCCAUCCCCAAAGCUAGUCAAAAAGAGCGGAAAACCAUUGUAUAUCAACGUUUUUGUCGCCAACUUUACCAUUCAUGUUUGGCAUUCCUUUACGGACCAUUGAAACAGUCCAUGACUGUCCCGGAAGUGAUACGCUGCCCAGAUGGCCAUUACCGACGGGCCAUUUUCUCAAUCGGGCCGUAUAUCGCAGACUAUCCCGAGCAAGUGUGGUUAGCUGGGAUCGUCUCGACUUGGUGUCCUAAAUGUGAUGCACGCCCAGAGCAUCUUGAUGAUAGCACCGCUCAUCUACGAACUCAUGAGAAGGCUGAUGUGCUGUUGGAGCUUUUUGAUCCCGGGAUUGUAUGGGAUGAGUAUGGUUUGCGUAGCGAUGUUGUGCCGUUCACUCAUGGAUUUCCUCGUGCGGAUAUCCAUGAGCUCAUUACUCCAGAUUUACUCCACCAACUAAUCAAGGGAACUUUCAAAGACCACCUCGUCACCUGGGUCCAAGACUACAUACUACAAACUCACACAAAGUCAAUAGCAUUGGCCAUCAUUCAGGAUAUUGACCGACGAAUAUCAGCUGUACCACCAUAUCCUGGCCUGCGCCGCUUCCCCGAUGGCAGAGAUUUCAAUCAAUGGACGGGGGAUGAUUCGAAGGCAUUGAUGAAGGUCUAUCUUGCUGCCAUUUGCGGGCAUGUUCCUGCGGAAAUGGUACGGUCAAUCACUGCAUUUGUGAAUUGCUGUUACCUCGUUCGGCGUAACUCUAUAUCGACUAAGGACCUUCAACGCUUCCGCCUCCAUCUUGCCGACUUUCAUCACUACCGACAAAUCUUUCUUGAUAAGAAUGUUCGUUCCGACCUAUCAUUACCACGGCAGCAUGCACUCAUGCACUACGCAGAUGGCAUUGAACUCUUUGGGUCCCCAAAUGGGCUAUGUACGUCGAUAACCGAGUCGAAGCACAUUCCUGCGAUCAAACAACCUUGGCGUCGGUCAAACAGAAAUAAACCCCUCAAGCAAAUGCUUCAAACGAUUGUUCGGUUAGAUAAGAUGUUCGCCCUACGGCAAGUAUUCACGCAACGCCAAAUGUUGGCAGGCUCCAUCGUUGAUCACACUGCAAGGGCCGUAGCCAACGACCACCCCCCAAUUCUGCCGUUCCGAGGUUCUACUCUGGCGUUCGAUUAUGGGGAGGACGAGACAAGUGACAACGAGCAGCAAGAGAAGCCACUAGAUAUUGAAUAUGAGUCUGUUUCGGGACCACGCACAGAUACACUGGUUUGGUUGGCGACAAGGCGACAAUACGGCUACCCACAAAUGUUAACUGCGCUCGCUGAUCACAUCAGCCUGCCUGAUUUCCCUGACACCCUUCGCCAGUUUAUACAUACCCGCAACCAUCCUCUAGCCGACCUAUCACAGAAUGGAUCCACCGUAGACAACUUGUUCAAUGGUCCGAUUCAUGUCUAUCAUUCGGCUACCAUUCAAUUCUACGCUCCAAGCGAGCUAUGUGGGGAGGGUGGGAUGCAUCGGGAAAUGAUUCGUUCCAACCCCCGCCUUAGCGGCUCACCACGCUACGACACCGUUUUCGUCUCAGCAGGCAGGGAGGACGGUGACACAAUGAAUGGCCUGCUUGUGGCCAGAGUUCGGCUUCUGUUCUCGUACUUCGAUGUGUACACGGAGAAGCAAGUACCGUGCGCGUUAGUUCAUUGGUUCGUUCACCCAGACAACAUGCAAACUCGUCACCCGGACACAGGAAUGUGGGUUGUCAGUGCGGAGCAUGAGGAAGACGGCUACCAACCUAUGCAAGUUAUCCACCUCGAUACAAUCCUUCGCGGGGCCCAUUUGGUACCAUGUUUUGGCAACGGCUUUCUCCCAGAGAGUUUCGACCACAGUGAUGCCCUUGACGCAUUUGAUAACUACUUCGUUAAUCAAUUUAUUGACUAUCAUGUACACGAACUUUUGACUUAG